AUGUCAAUCACAAACUUACCUUUGGAGUUAUUGACUCGUAUCUGUGAGAACCUGGAGCCUAAAGAUUGGGGCGCGUUCAGGGUCACUUGCCGCCAAAUCCACGACAACACACUGGAAGCCUAUACAGCGCGAUAUUUUAGAAAAAUCACCCUUCUACUCACACCUGAAGGCCUUGAACGGCUGGAGCAGAUUACAACUAGCAAAACUCUUCGCAGCUAUGUUGAAGAAAUUUGGAUCAUCCCAAACUUGUUCGAAAAUUGGGCAAAAUUAGAUAGGGCAUCGUUUACAGAUGUAUUGAGACCGACACGUCUUCCACCAACGGAAGAAUCGAAAGAAAUCGAGGCUGAGCUUGAGGCCUUAUUUGCCGUCUUCGAACCUGCAAUGAAAAAACACGAUGCCAUUCUGCAAUUCUCGGGGCUCUUUAACAGCCUUGAAAAAUGCCUACCGCGCCUUAAAAACGCAGUUACCCUUGGCUUACGAACAUACGACACAAGUUUCCUCCUUAAGAAUGCAGCCCAUACUGACUUCACCUGUCUGGGCUUGCGUGAAUUGAAGAGCCAGUUCAAAUACAAGAAUGGUCCAAUGCGUUCUCAGCCGAUGCCGUACAUGCCUUACGGUUUGGCAUUCUCACAACUUCUCAACGCCAUAAUCAAAUCCAAUCGAAAAGUCCAAGCCCUUCACACUUGCGGCCGUUUCUUUCCAUUUUGCGGUAUGAAAUUGGAACAGUUUCAACUGCCAGAGGCCCAGUAUCAAUUGCUGCUUCCAAUCUUGAAGGAUCUGACAAGUCUGCAUAUGUGCCUUCGCCUUAAAGAUCAUGAAAAUGAAACAUUCAACGAAAGCACCUUCAAUAACCUCCACAAAAUUCUGAUCACAGUCUCGCCGACACUGAAGACCCUGACUUUUGCCCAAUGGAGUCCUGCAGAAGAAUUAUCUCCUCUCUACUUUAAGGAUCUCGCCCAGAAAGUUCAAUUUUCCCAGCUAGAGGAACUUCAUCUUCAUUCAGUCGAGGUGAAAGUGAAUAGCCUCGAGGAAUUUCUGAAAACAGCAGCCCCAACCUUGAAACGACUGACUAUGUGGUUGGUCAGUCUGGUUGAUGAGAUAACAUCUGUACCAGAUCCAGGACCCCUAACGGAAGACAGUCGAAUUUGGGUCUCUUCAUUGUCCACUGAAGUCAAGACUGAGAUGCAGGAGCUCUGGCGGCGUGUUUUCAAAUCUUGGGCAGAUCAUCUCAAGUUGCAAUACGUCCAAAUGUCCAAUCUUGGGUAUCGAGGAAGAUUUAUAAUGUUGAAAGAUCCCUUAUAUAUGGAACGCGGGCAGCCGGACGCACAGCUUUCUCCUGGCUCGAACUUGGAGUUCUAUUUUGAUUCUGAGAGGGCCAGUGUUUCUUUCAAGGAAUGGGUCACUCAGCUCCAGAUAGAGAUGUGUUAUCCGAACUUCAACAGAUUUGGAGGCCCCAAGCUCCCAGGUACCAGCAACAUCGUCAUUCGCUGCCCGGGAUUUGGUAAUAUUGCUUCUUCGGUAUGCAUGUAUCGGCUCCCAACCCAUAUGUAA
Molecule: messenger RNA, 1551 nt
Organism: Penicillium malachiteum
Lineage: Eukaryota; Fungi; Ascomycota; Eurotiomycetes; Eurotiales; Aspergillaceae
Product: F-box protein
Exons: 1
Coding region: 1-1551 (516 amino acids)
Molecular function (GO): protein binding
Source: RefSeq, a predicted model, not a curated record